Ipomoea triloba (trilobed morning glory) is the source of this 1191-nucleotide messenger RNA. RefSeq names its product transcription termination factor MTERF2, chloroplastic-like. Gene Ontology annotation, molecular function: double-stranded DNA binding. The coding region runs from base 16 to 1053 and encodes 345 amino acids. The record is from RefSeq and is a predicted model, not a curated record. Gene Ontology annotation, biological process: chloroplast organization; regulation of DNA-templated transcription. The transcript is spliced from 2 exons. Lineage: Eukaryota; Viridiplantae; Streptophyta; Magnoliopsida; Solanales; Convolvulaceae. Gene Ontology annotation, cellular component: chloroplast.
UCGAGGGCCACAUUCAUGGUUGCUGCUAAGAUUUCUUACACAAACAAAGAUAAACUCGGGUUCUCACCAGAAGAAGCUGUCUCGGCUUCCAAGUAUUUGAAUUUCAAGACCCCUGAUAAACCCGACUCUGUGGUGUCGUUCUUGAAAGAUCAUGGCUUUACAGACAGGCAGAUCUUGAAUGUUGUCAAAAAGGUACCUUCUCUUAUUGUGAGUGAUCCCAAAAGGACCCUUUUGCCCAAGAUUGAAUUUUCCCGGACUUUGGGCUUCUCACAGGACACUGUCACUACUAUACUAAGUGCAAGUCCCACUCUUUUUAAGAGCAGUGUGGAUAACUGUCUUGUGCCAGCCUUGAAUUUGCUUAGGACUAUGAUUCCCGAAGAACAAGCAUUGAUGACUUCCUUGAAGAGCUGUAUUCGCCUCCUUACUCACGAUCUCAAGGUUAAUUGGGAACCUAAUAUUCAGCUCUUAAGAGAGACUGGAGUUCCGGAGUCUAAUAUAGUUUACUUGUUGAAAUACCAGCCUAGGGCGUUCUUGUAUGACAGAGAUAAGUUUAGGAAGCUUGUGGAGAAAGUGAAGGAAUUAGAGGUUGACAGGAAACACGUAAGCUUUGUUAUUGUACUUAAGGCGAUGAGGAUGGGCAGAUUGACUUGGGAAAAGAAGAUGGAGAUCUUUAAGAACGCGGGCAUGUCUGAAGAUGAGGUUUUGGAGUCUUUUAGGAAGUAUCCUUGGUUGAUGAUGAUUUCUCAGGAGAAGCUUGUGAGGCUCUUGGAUUUUCUCGUCAAUAAAAUGGGCUUGGAAUCCUCAAUUCUUUUAAGAAGACCGCAACUCAGUUCGUUUAGUUUGGAGAAGAGGAUUAUUCCUAGAUGUGUAGUUUAUAAAGCUCUGGUGGAAAGGGGUCUGGUCAAGGAGGAUGGCAGCCUGUUACUUCACAUUUUGAAUGCUACUGAACAUAAAUUUCUUCAAAAGUUUGUGAAAUGUCAUGGGGAGCUUGCUCCCAUACUGCUAAAGAUAUAUCAGAAUUCACAAGAAGUAGGCUUUUCCCAAUUAUCUUGAGAUUUAGUUUAAUGUUUUUUGGUUCUUUUUUUAAGUGUUGUAAAAGCAUUCAAGAUUGCUUUUUGGAUGAUAAUUAGCAUCAUUGGAUUCUAAUUCGGGAAUUUAUUAUAGUGUCUGCUGCUUCCUCUUCUCUUUAUC